AUGCUUCGACGUCGCUUCUCUCGAGAGUCAAAGGCAUCGGGCGAGCAUCGAGACCCUACAAGAUUCGGUUUUCCUUUCAACAUCAAGUCAAUCAAACCCGCAUCGAAAAUCGGAUCCAAACCUGAUCCAGACCUCACGAUGCUAGGCGAUCUCGGGAGCAGUUUGAUGAGCGAACGGGGGUAUGACAGCGAUGCACAAUUCGUGAUGACUCCCCCGCGCAAUGGUCCACUGGCCAGACCCAGGGCGGCAAGACCCUUGCGCAGAAUGGAGUUGAGUGAUCUGAUCGAACAAAGUCACGAACGUAUCGAGUUGGAGCAUCAGUGGGCGAUUGCCAAUGGCCGCAACAAUUCCGAAUCCCACCAGUCGGCCUCUGCGAUGCAACCUACGACUCCUUCUCCUUCCAGUGUAAAAUCAUCUCACGGCCCUGUUCGCACACUCCGUAUCGUUUCACAAUCACCCAACCAGCACCGUGCUCCUCUCGAAGCCCGAUUCAAUCUGAGAAACUACGAUAUGAAGAUGAAGUCCGCAAAAUCGCUUCCGAAUUUGAACGUUACGAACCAACAGUCUACUCCUCCAUCUCAUCCUCUUUCUGGCUCUGUCACACUUCCGCAGUUGGUCGACAAGUCGACCUUGGUGGACGACUGGAGCUGGCCGACUUUGCCGAAUACCAGCAACCCACCCUAUGGAAAGGAAUCCUCCGACACACCGUCAGAUCAAUCUCCGGAUCUUAUGGUCAAGAAGAAUCGGCAGCCCUCCCACUCGGCCAGAACUUUCACUGAUCCUCGAUCGAUCCAUUUUGAUGAAUUGGGUAUCUCACGUCAGCUUGCUUCGCAGACCACAGCUUCUGGUUCCAUGUCCUGCAAUCCGUCAAUGACAGGCCUAAUUCACCCGAACGAGCAUGGUUUCUACGUGAUCUCUCCGUCCCAGGACAAUUCGAAAUACUCUCCAAAGUCUGGGGUUUCACUGGGCUCUGGAAAUGACUCGCCAAGUCCAGAUUUCCGGCAGCGAGAGUUGUCGUCGCUCUCACCUCCGUCGGGCUCGGCUUCACCCCACGUAUCUUAUCGGUUGUUUCCCCCAACCGUUGCAAGUAAGCCUGCUGCGCGCAGUUCUAAUUUUCAGGAGGACAAGACCAAUCAGAGUGGCCCGGAUGAAACCGGUCUCUUCCAAGCAAGCUGCGGCUUGCGCAGCAAAUUCAAAGAGCAUUGUGAGAGUGACGAAUCAGAGCCGGCCCAGAGUCAAUCUGCGCCUGCCAACGCUAAUGAAAUAUGUUCACCUCGCAGAGUCAGCAUCGGCUGGAUGUCCGGAGGUCGGAGAUUCGGUUAUGGCUACAACCCAGUGCCCAACGACGAAGAAAAGCAAUCCCAGCUUGAAGGGGAUGAUCGCCCAUGCCGCAAUCCCGGACUCUUUUCGAAGGCAGAAGGUGCGCCUGGUAAUUCAAGUACGAAGGCAUCAAGUGAAGUCAACCCCGAGCAUCAAAAGAACUUUGCAGAGUCUACGGAAAAGCCGAUUCAACGACCGGGUCAAGAGAUAGCUGACAACGACCCAACCUUUAAGAACAACAGCCCCGCGUCAGUCUCGAAAUGCCCGUUGCCUCGAUCUGCGAGCGACUUCCCUGCGCCUCCCUAUCUACGAGCAAUUCUUGGAGGUGUCUCUAACCGGUCUCAAGUCCAUGAAACUCGUUCCUCCGGAGACCAGGGAGCCAGAAGCCUUCGCACCCCAGAACUUCCUCCUACGACCCAGACCGAACACUGCGAAGUUCCGCAGAGCUCUGAGUACACUAAACGAGCUAGUGGCGCUUUUGCUAAUCGAUGGUCUCGAAUCCGGUCCGCAAGCCGGCUGUCUCAGACCCCAACAAAAAGUUUUGUACGUUCUGGCGAUAAUGCAGAUGAUGAAGGUCCGGAAUACUUUGACCUAGACGAUCAGGAAAACGCUCAAGAUCAAACUCCCACGCUACAGCAUAGCAACUCCAGAGGCGCCAGAUGGACUCGCCGAUUCUCUCGACGUAAGGAAAGCAGACGCCUGUCAAACAAACACCAGCAAGAUGUCUCGCAGGCCUCUUCUAACUCUUAUCAAGACUGUGAGUCAGAAGUUCUCGGGCAUUCCACCUCUACCAAAAGCAACGGGCCCGAAGAAGCAGUAAGCACAGACCAGGAUUGUCUCGAGAUGCCCGGAUCGUUCGAUGGAAGUCACUGGGCGAGCCGAAAGAGCCGAAUGUUGUGGGAUGCCUGCACGGAGGGCCUUCGGCGUUAG
Penicillium argentinense is the source of this 2250-nucleotide messenger RNA. RefSeq lists its product as uncharacterized. The coding region runs from base 1 to 2250 and encodes 749 amino acids. The transcript has a single exon. Lineage: Eukaryota; Fungi; Ascomycota; Eurotiomycetes; Eurotiales; Aspergillaceae. The record is from RefSeq and is a predicted model, not a curated record.